Messenger RNA from Gadus macrocephalus (Pacific cod), 4500 nucleotides. Its product is annotated as Krueppel-like factor 15. The transcript has 3 exons. Gene Ontology annotation, biological process: regulation of transcription by RNA polymerase II. Gene Ontology annotation, molecular function: DNA-binding transcription factor activity, RNA polymerase II-specific; RNA polymerase II cis-regulatory region sequence-specific DNA binding. The coding region runs from base 215 to 1723 and encodes 502 amino acids. The record is from RefSeq and is a predicted model, not a curated record. NCBI's taxonomy places the organism in Eukaryota, Metazoa, Chordata, Actinopteri, Gadiformes, Gadidae.
CGUGCCUCCGAGUGUACAGCGAUUCGGUCAUGUGACGGAGAAUGCCAACAUGGACCCGUGUCAAGGACGGACUCGAUUUACACUGCUAUAGACGACGAGGAACAACUUAUUACAUACUUUGUGCAGGUUUACUGGAUUGUAUUGCGAAAUUAUAAACGGAUUUUCUCGUCUGACGUUUCCCUGACAUCCUCUCUGCUGUAUCUGGCCUGGAUCAAUGGUAUCUAUCAGCAGCAGAACGCUGACUUUGGACAAUGAACUGUUUAGGGACAGUGGCAGCCCGUACUCCCCCAGCCUAGGGCAGGGCAUGGGCAGUGAUGGGGGCAGCUUGGUCUCAUGUUACAGCCCCGAGACCGGGGAGCUAGGAGCCUUGCUCAGCUCCAGUCCUGGAGAACAGGAGGAGGAGGACGAUGAGGAAGAGCAGUACAUGGACGAGGACGACGGGUCCAGUCUGCAUAUUUUUCUUGGCGCGGGCGGUGAGGAGGAGGAGCUCCAGGCGGCGGGCGAGGAGGCCGGCCUGCCGCAGUUCCCGCUCCGCCUGCCGUCCCCCUUCUCCCCGACCCUGGAGGACAUCGAGGAGUUCCUCCGGGAGAAGAUGGAGCUUGUCCGGGACGGCCGGCUGGGCUCUGUGCAGGAGCCCCCUCCGGCCUCCGUCUGCAGCAGUAGCAGCAGCAGCGAUGACCCUCCGUCCGUCAGCGAGCACGUUUUGCCCCUGUCCCCCUCCCAACUGGCAGCGGCGGCGCGCGGGGACCCGGCCGGCAGCUCCUGCCUGGGCUCGGACAGCCCUCAGAGCCCCCCGCCAGACCCCCGCCCGGCCCUCCCGCCUACUGCAGUCCAAAGAAGGACCUCAUCCCCGAUCAGAUACGUCUCCGUGGCCAGCUCUCCCUCCACCUCCAUCCCCCCCUCCUCCUCCUCCUCCUCCUCCUCCACCCCCCCCUCCUCCUCCUCCUCCUCCACCCCCCCCUCCUCCUCCUCCUCCUCCUCCACCCCCCCCUCCUCCUCCUCCUCCUCCUCCACCCCCCCCUCCUCCUCCUCCUCCACCUCCCCUUCGGCACCCCCAGUGGUGCUGGGCGCUCCCCUGGUGCUCCAGCUGCAGUCCCUGCCUCUUGCCCCGCCCCACGCCCACGGGAGUUCCCCCCCAGCCGGGGCGGCCCCCGCCACGGCGGUGCGCCUGGCCCACCUGGUGCUGGGGCUCCACGGCCCCUCUGGGCCCAACUUCACCCUGCUGUCCGCGCAGGGCGGCUCCGCCCACCACACCACACUGCUGUCCCUCAGCGGCACGGCGGACCAGAAGUACGUCAGGAUCGCCCCUCUGCCCAUCACCAUGAGAACUCUGGAAAUAACCAGCAUCGCGGGGGCUGGGGGCCCCAGCCUGCUGAAGGCAGUGGCCCCCAGGGUGACCAGAGUGACCAGCAUGUCAGAGACCCUGAGGGUCCACAAGUGCUCGCACCCGGGCUGUGAGAAGAUGUACACCAAGAGCAGCCACCUGAAGGCCCACUUCCGCCGCCACACGGGCGAGAAGCCAUACACCUGCAGCUGGCCCGACUGCGGCUGGAGGUUCUCCCGCUCCGACGAACUGUCCCGCCACCGGCGCUCGCACUCGGGCAUCAAGCCCUACGAGUGUUCGCUCUGCGAGAAGAAGUUUGCCCGCAGCGACCACUUAUCCAAACACACCAAGGUCCACCGCAGCUCCCGGCCCGGCCGCAUCAUCAGUGCCACCGUGUGACGCCUUCACCCCCCCAUCCCCCCACCCAUCACUACGCCGGGACCCCGAGGCGUCCACACUAUCCCCAAUCAGCUCUUUGACUCUGGGCAUAAAGGGAGCAGAGCUGAACGGUGCUGACCCUUGAUCUCUCCGUCCCGCCUCCACUCAGCUCCCCUGUGGUGCUCCUCCUGACCUGUCAUUGGUCGCUUCCAGUGCGUUUUCUUCUUCCAAGCAGACUAUUCCAUGGCGCUAUAACAGUAAGCUAGAGAAGGAGGAACCGUUGUGCAAUGUGAGAAUUGAUUUGAUGGCCUUCGCCCAGUCACGAUGUUGCUAGCCUUUCGAUAUGACGUCCAUCAGACGUUUUGUCAUGAAGUGAAGGCCUAAGCCAUUGCGUGCACUAGAUAUUUUUCCCAUAUUACCCAAAUGUUAUUUUUGGAAGUCCACUUGUAAGUUUUGGAGCUGGCAUCACUGAACAUGAUGAUAUUCAUUUAACAUUAGCAAGGGUUGUAUAUCAGUAUAUCAUCAACUUACAAAAUUAAGCUGAUAUAUAUAUAUAUAUACUGUAUAGAAAUAUCAUUUUUUCCUACUCUCUAAAUUUAGAGAAAAUGUUUCCAGUUUUUGCAUAUCUUAAUGUGCUCAAAAUCCUUCCUACAAUUUGUGCAUACAAUACAAACCAUGACCUUUUUAUGCACACGUUAAAUCAUGAUCCACGAGUACAAGCCUAUUGCCUUCAUCAAUGCAGAUAUCCAUUGAUGCCUUUUGACCCUGGGGGUGUGGGAGAAGAUCACCUGAUCUUAAUUCAGAACAACUACGACUGCUCUUAUUUAACUGUGAUGAAUAGGAGGGGGCUGCCAAGCCAGAAUCCUUGUUCUGGUCCUCUGCGAGCAUGUAAAAUACACUCUCGCUGGGUGACCUAAAAUUCUUGGCAGCGCUUUGUGCGCUUUCUUUCUGAAGUCACAGAGCUCCCCCACGGCUAAUGUCACUCACCCUCUCCAUGGCACACAUAUGUUAUAAGACUUGACUCUGUAACGCAUAUUUACUGCAUUGAAAGUACUGUAAACAUUUUGUUUCAUAGUUUUAGUGCAACAGCAAGAAAAGCUAAUGUUUUACCAGACCUGGAAGGGCAGCUAAUCAGUCAAAACAUCAGUCGUCGCCUGUUCCAAGUAUAAUGUCUACCCAUAUAAGUGACUCAUAUUAACCCAUGUACAGAGAUAGUAUAGUAUCCCUCAAAUAGAUGUAUCAAAUAGGAUUUUUUUCAACCAGUGCAUUAAGCUAUUUAGCAUUGCUUUCUGGCCACCUCUUUGGUCUGUGAGUCUGAUUGUAGUGUGAUCAAUCCCUGACAUGUCGUCAAGGGGACUGACGGUCCCACUGGUGGUGGACUUUUGGGCUUUUGGACUCAUGCCCUCUACCCUUCUGUACAUUACAACCAUAAGAGAUGAAUCUGCUGUUCUCAAGUGCAUUUUUUUUCCUUUCAUUUUUAUUCACUGAAAAGCGAAGUGCGGCAAGGCACUCAACCGAUUAACUUCCACCAAUUUACCAGAGUGAAGAAUCUGAACGCUAAAUGCCAAAAUGUUAUGAUUAUUUUUCUAUUAAAGCAAGGAAACCGCAUUUCCAUGUUGUUAUCACAGACAUAACCCAUGAAAAAACAUCCAGGAGUAACAGUUCUUCUUUUUCCAUUUAUCUGUGUUAUGAGCAGCAGAUGCAAUCUUAACCAUCCUUGCAAUAUAAUUAUAUUGUUGUCUAAACCCACCUUCAAAUCAAUUAUAAAAGCCAUUGUUGUUGCUGCUGUUAAGAACAUGACAGGACACAUUUUGUUACGCAAAGCUACUGUACAUAAUGUGGGCUUAAAGUGCUUUCGAACAGCAAAAGUAAAAGUUUUGUGAGUCCUUCGCUAAACAGCAAAUGUAUUUGGGCAGUAGAAGGCAACCCAGUCUCACGGAAAUGAGUGACACUGUCACGUCACGUCGUUUAAUCUAUUCAUUCACUUGGACACGUAAUUUCCAUUUUUUUCUCAUUUUUUUUUCAAAUUUCUAACAAUAUGACAUCUUUCGGCCACCCGUUUCUACUUUCACCUUUGAUUCUGAGAAAUUGUGACAAUUCACGGAUUUAGUUAAUGCAGGUGCGCUGCUCUGUAGGCAAAAAAGACUGGGUUGUAGAAGGACAUGAUUGUCGUCUAUUUUUGGGGAAUGUUGUCAAUGUAGGUCAUGUUUUAUUUUAUUUUUAUGUUGAAAUUAAUGAAGAGAUUCAUCUCUGCUGUGACAAUGAAGCUAAAGGUAUUGGCUGGACGUUCAAUCUGAUACAUGGUGCUUGCUGACUGGUGCUUUCACUGACGUGAGUUUGGACACAAAAAUACCUGCAAUCUAGCUCUGUAACUGCAGCGCCUCUGAGAGCUGAGCGCGUCCAGUGCUCCACUACACAACGGGCCGGCCUCUCUUUGGCCUCUCGCUGAAAUUUUGAGCAUCUGUAUUUUGAUUUGUUGAAAACAUGUAGAAAUUAAUUUGAAAGGAUGGACAGACCGAUGGACAGGCAGAUGACCGACGUGUGUAUGUCUGAACCAGUAAUGUUAUUGUCUGAGCCUCCCCAGGCUGCUUCCAAUGACCUACAUCCAAGCCUGCAUUCUAUUAUUCAUUCUCUCUCUCUCUCUCUGACACUCUCUCUCUCCGUCUGUGUGUGUCUGUGUGUGUGUUUGUGUGUGUGUGUGUAUGCUUGUUCUGCUCGUAUUUCAGUAAUACAGGCACUUUUUUUGAUUACCAGAAAUGCUAUUUUCCUAUUCACAAAAUAAAGUUUGCAAAGAGCCU